AUGCGGCUGCGGGUGGCGGCGGGCGGUCCCGCCGCGCUGAAGGUGCUGGCGGCUGCCGGGGCCGCCGCCGCCCCGGUGCGGCUCCGGCCCCUCGCCCCGCUGAGCCCCCCGUGGGUGCCCGUCCUGGAGCUGGACAGCGGCACCGUCCUCUUCUCCCCCAACGCCAUCUGCCAGUUCUUCUUCCUGGCCCGCGGGGAGGAGCCCACCGACCUCACCAACCAGUGGCUGGAGUGGGAGGCCACGGAGCUGCAGCCAGCUGCCUCAGCUGCCCUGUACGCUCAGCUGGUGCACGGCAAGAAGGGGCUGGAGGCAGCGGAGGCCCUGGGGAAGCUGCUGGCCCACAUAGAGCAGAACUUGUCCAGGAGAGGCACAGCCUACCUUGCUGGGAACACCGAGUCAGUGGCUGAUGUGGUUGUGUGGGGUACCUUGUUCCCUGUCCUCCGGGAUGAGACCAGCCUACCAAGUGAGCUGCAGGCGCUGAGGACCUGGUUCCGGAGCAUGACGCUCUCAGAGGCCUGCAGGAAAGCUGCUGACUCCGUUCUGAUGCCCAAGGCGCUGCUGGAGUUCAAGGCCUACCUGCAGAAACAGCCUCCGCCCUGCCUGGCCGUGGAGAAAGCCACCAGUAACGAGCCCGAGGAAGAAGAAGGUUCUGAGCGUGCCCUGACGGAGGAGGAAAUCACAGCUGCUGUGGAUGCCUGGGCCCGCGGUGCUGCGGCACUGCCCAAGCCCUGGCAGCCUCAGAAACCUGUGCUACCCGUGGAGGGCAUGAGGAAUGUCCUGAUCACCAGCGCUCUACCCUAUGUGAACAAUGUGCCCCACCUUGGCAACAUCAUUGGCUGUGUCCUCAGUGCUGACACCUUUGCCAGGUACUGCCGCCUGCGGAACUGGAACACGCUGUAUGUGUGCGGCACGGAUGAGUACGGCACAGCCACUGAGACCAAGGCAGUGGAAGAGGGGCUGACGCCCCAGGAGAUCUGCAACAAGUACAACGCCAUCCAUGCUGACAUCUACCGCUGGUUCGACAUCUCCUUCGACUACUUUGGCCGCACCACCACGCCGUACCAGACCACGAUUGCCCAGGACAUCUUCCAGCGCCUCCUGGCACGUGGUUUCCUGCUGCAAGACACUGUGGAGCAGCUGCGAUGUGAGGACUGCCAGCGGUUCCUGGCUGACCGCUUUGUAGAGGGCACUUGCCCCUUCUGCAGCUAUGAGGAGGCCCGGGGGGACCAAUGUGAUAAAUGUGGCAAACUCAUCAAUGCUGUGGAGCUGAAGAAUCCGCAGUGCAAGCUCUGCAGGGGUGUCCCUGUGGUGAAACCCACACAGCACCUCUUUCUAGACCUGCCCAAGCUGGAGGAGCGGCUGGAGCCCUGGCUGGAGCAGUCCUGGGCCACAGGGGACUGGACAGCCAACGCUCGCUACAUCACUCGCUCCUGGAUCCGGGAUGGGCUCAAACCCCGCUGCAUCACUCGUGACCUGAAGUGGGGCACACCCGUGCCCCUUGAUGGCUUCCGUGACAAGGUUUUUUACGUGUGGUUUGACGCUCCCAUUGGCUACUUGUCCAUUACGGCCAACUACACCGACCAGUGGGAGAGGUGGUGGAAGAACCCACAGCAGGUUGAGCUCUACAACUUCAUGGCUAAGGACAACGUGCCGUUCCACAGCGUCAUAUUCCCCUGCUCGCUUCUGGGCGCUGACGACAACUACACCCUGGUGAACCACCUCAUUGCUACAGAGUACCUGAACUAUGAGGAUGGGAAGUUUUCCAAGAGCCGGGGUGUGGGAGUGUUUGGGGACAUGGCCAAGGACACAGGCAUCCCUGCGGACAUCUGGCGCUUCUACCUGCUGUACCUGCGGCCCGAAGGGCAGGACAGUGCCUUCUCCUGGAGCGACCUCAUGCUCAAGAACAACUCUGAGCUGCUGAACAACCUGGGCAACUUCAUCAACAGAGCUGGCAUGUUUGUGUGUAAGUUCUUUGGCGGCACUGUCCCCAACAUGGUCCUGACACCAGAUGACAAGCGGCUCUUGGCCCGUGUCACCCUGGAGCUGCGCCAGUACCACCAGCUGCUGGAGAAAGUCCGCAUCCGCGAUGCCCUGAGGUGUAUCCUUAGCAUCUCUCGCCAUGGCAAUCAGUACAUCCAGGUGAAUGAGCCCUGGAAGCGGAUCAAGGGAGAUGAAAAGGACAGGCAGCGUGCAGGCACAGUGACCGGUGUGGCAGUGAACAUGGCUUCCAUGCUGGCUGUGCUGUUACAGCCCUACAUGCCCAGCAUCAGCUUGGCCAUCCAGGGGCAGCUCUGCAUCCCCCCGGACUGCUUUGUCCUGAGCCAUGACUUCACCUGCACCCUACCCCCUGGGCAUCGCGUGGGCACCGUGAGCCCCCUUUUCCAGAAGCUGGAGAACGACCAGGUUGAAGCCCUACGCAAGCGCUUUGGGGGAGGGCAGCCGGAAGACCUUGCUGUAGCGCCCCAGGCCAGACAGACCCCUGCAGCCUCAGAACCCCCUCCAGCCCCAGCGACCCUCAUGGCUCCAGGUGACCCCCAGUUGAUCCAGAAGCUGACAGAGGAGGUGGCCAAGCAGGGCAACCAUGUGCGGCAGCUGAAGGCCAACAAGGCAGAGAAGGCCCAGGUCGAUACAGAGGUAGCCAAGCUGCUGGAGCUGAAGAAACAGCUGGCACUAGCAGAGGGCAAGAACCCUGAAGUACCUGUGCCCAAGGGAAAGCGGAAGAAGUAGCACCUGGGUCCUCUGUGCUAAGGAGCAGCUCCAGUGCUACCCAGAGACCAGACUGGGCUGUGCUGGUGCUUAUGUGGGUGUAAUAAAAUGCAAAAACUACACAAUCACAU
Messenger RNA from Gavia stellata (red-throated loon), 2837 nucleotides. It is a transcript of the gene MARS1, whose product is annotated as methionyl-tRNA synthetase 1. The record is from RefSeq and is a predicted model, not a curated record. Gene Ontology annotation, biological process: methionyl-tRNA aminoacylation. Bases 1 to 2727 code for a protein of 908 amino acids. NCBI's taxonomy places the organism in Eukaryota, Metazoa, Chordata, Aves, Gaviiformes, Gaviidae. The transcript is spliced from 22 exons. Gene Ontology annotation, cellular component: aminoacyl-tRNA synthetase multienzyme complex; cytosol. Gene Ontology annotation, molecular function: methionine-tRNA ligase activity; ATP binding.